AUGUCAAUGCAAGCAUUCAAGUAUGUGUGUCAGUACAACACAGACUAUAGCAUCUUUCAACGUCUCUAUCAUGACUUGGCAUACGAACAUUUUAGACUGGCCCUUUCACGCACCUUUGUCAUCGAUCUUUGCUGUUGCUCUGGGUCAUUCGAAAUUGUAUCCUAUCUACUCGACACCAAGAUGUACCAAGUCACACCGUUGGCAUUGGACAAUGCAGCUUCAUUUGGACACUUAGAGAUUGUCAAGUUACUGCUACCUCUGGUUGAUUGUACAAACAAGGCGAUUGAUACGGCAUCGUUGAAUGGGUAUUGUCAAGUAGUCAAGAUAUUACUAGAGGCUGGUAAACCAUACACAUACCGUGCUAUCGAGUAUGCAUCAACCAACGGUCAUCUUGAAGUUGUCAAACUACUACAUACGUGGGAUGGUCAGCCCAAUCGAAUUGACAAACAUGCUACCAUGACAACCGAUAUAGCAUAUGAAUCAAACCAUUCAAAUACAUACCCAGAAUCCUAUUCAAACAAUCCACUUGAUCUAGCCGCCUCAAACGGGCAUCUGCAAGUGGUCGAAUAUUUGCACAAUGAAAAGUAUGGAUGCUCGGUUGUUGCCCUAGACUUUGCCGCCAAAAGAGGGUAUCACCACGUAGUUGACUACUUACUAGACAACCGAACAGAAGGAUGUAGCUCAGAGGCAAUCGAUCAGGUUGCAUGUACAGGUGACCUUGAAAUGAUUCAAAAGUUACACUUUCGUGCCAAAGCGCCUUGCUCAUACCGUGCGAUGAACAAUGCGGCAAAGUAUCUAAAUGUCGUCGAAUGGCUUUCAAACAAUCGACAAGAAGGAUGUAACAAAAUGGCAAUGGAUAAUGCAUCCGCAUUGGGUGCAUUAGAUGUCCUCCAAUACUUACAUAUUAAUAGAACAGAAGGUUGUAGCACUGCAGCUAUGGAUAUGGCGGCAAAAUAUGGUCAAUUAGAAACCCUCAUAUUCCUUAGAACACAUAGAACUGAAGGUUGCACAGCCGAAGCCAUAAAUGGAGCUGCACUUUAUAAUCAUUUAAAAAUUAUCAAAUAUUUAAAAGAAUAUUGUAAUGCUACUUGUACAACUACUGCUUUAAAUUAUGCUGUAACAAAUAAUUCAAUAGAAUUGAUUCAAUAUUUAUUAAAUAAUUUUAAAGUUAAUUGGGAUUUUCAUACUGCUCUUGAUUUUGCUAGAUCAAAUAAUUGUUCAGAUGAAGUUUUUAAUCUACUUGAUCCAACUGUAAAUAAUAAGUAA
This is a messenger RNA of Cavenderia fasciculata, 1266 nucleotides long. RefSeq lists its product as uncharacterized. The transcript is spliced from 2 exons. Gene Ontology annotation, molecular function: protein binding. The record is from RefSeq and is a predicted model, not a curated record. NCBI's taxonomy places the organism in Eukaryota, Evosea, Eumycetozoa, Acytosteliales, Cavenderiaceae. The coding region runs from base 1 to 1266 and encodes 421 amino acids.